This is a messenger RNA of Synchiropus splendidus (mandarinfish), 1689 nucleotides long. It is a transcript of the gene tmem204, whose product is annotated as transmembrane protein 204. NCBI's taxonomy places the organism in Eukaryota, Metazoa, Chordata, Actinopteri, Syngnathiformes, Callionymidae. The record is from RefSeq and is a predicted model, not a curated record. The coding region runs from base 488 to 1309 and encodes 273 amino acids. The transcript has 4 exons.
CAUUCUGUCACACAAACACACUGACAUGCACACAUAUGCGAUCAUAAGGGAGGAAGCACUGUCCUCUCCAACAGAUGCAUCUAAAGUAUGUGGAACUAAGAGGAACAGAAACUCCCACUUACUGAAACUGACCUGAAGGAAUUGCUAAAGACCACAAGCAAAAAGAGCGGGGGCCAAGACAGAGGGAGGCAGGGGGAGUUACAUAUUGAAGAAACAAAUAAGAAACUAAGGACAGCAUAGAAUUUGACGACUCGUACAGCUGAAGAAGAGGUGCCUCCAAGAUUUGCAAGAGUGAAGCUGCAGCUGGUUGGGGUCACGGGAAUGGAACAGAGUUUCUGCUGGAUUAAUCCCUGCGCUCACACGAUCUUGUCUGAGGAAGAAGGCUAAGAAUCUGCUGCAACAGCCAUCAACUCACGACUGAGGAUGAAUGGAGAUGUUCUUUAGCUGAACCUCAAGACAACAAGCCCAUUGCCUACUCUUGCUCUGUAUGAGCCAGAACGGCACCCACUAUCAGCGGGAUCAAGAGGUGGGGGAAAGGAGCCUCACUGCCCAGGAUCGGCAAAGGACUCAGGAGGAGCAGGACUUGGUCCCGGGACACAACGGCGCGGUGGCAGGCGCUGGGCGUCGUAUGGCCGUGCAGAGGCUGGUGGCAGUGGCAGUGGCAGUCGCCCUGCUUUCCUUGGUCCUCAACAAUGUUGCAGCAUUCACCCCAAGCUGGGUUUUGCAGGAACUUGAAGGUGGACGCAAGAGAAGCGUGGGACUAUGGAAGAUGUGCUCCGCAGGAGGGGACCGAGACCGCUCCGACCCUUCAUCUGGCAGGAAAGGGCAGGGGUCACAGAGGCAGUGUGAAAGCCUGGGAUGGGGAUCUGAGCAUGCAGGCCACAGAGAGUACCGCAGCACUGUCAAACUGCAGUUUGACAUGAUGCGGGCCUGUAACCUGUUGGCCACGGUCGCCCUGACUGUUGGUCAACUGAUCUUCCUUCUUGGCCUUAUUGGGCUGCCAUUCAUCACCCAGGAGUCACAGUGGUGGGAAGAAGCCAUUGCUGCACUGUUCCAGCUAGCCAGUUUCGUGUUGCUGAUUGGACUUGUGACCUUCUACAAGAUUGGACCCUAUACACUCUUGUCCUAUUCCUGCUACUUGGACAUAGCGGCAUGCCUGCUAGCUACCAUAGCAGCAGCUAUGCUCAUCUGGAACAUUUUACAUCGCCGCGAUGACUUUCUUGCACAGCCUGUAAUCAUCAUCAGUGGAUCGCUGACGUCACCUUUUCGUCCACGGCUAAACAAUGACUACGUAGAAUCACCAUGUUGAGCUGGAUCGGACUACACGAGUGUGGAACAACUAAUCAACAAAGUUUGUCUCACAGAACAGCAGUGCUGGAUUUUAGCAUUGUACAUGCAGGUUAACUUAUCAUUCUCUCUCCAAUAAACAAAAACAGCAGAUAUAUUUAACUGCCAAACUGCAAGGCAACUUAUGGUUAUUUAACACCAAGUAUUUCUUUUGAAUAUGGACUUUUUUGCUUCAUGAGGAUAGGAUCAAGCUGGAACUUGAACUUAGAUAAUGUAUGUGUACUAAAGAGCCUGUAGAACUAUAAAUUGGGUAUUGUGAAAUAUGCUACAUAACAACCUCCUUUCAUUAUGAGAAUCCCAAAAUAAAAAAAACAGUAUACAAUAAAAUACGUAAGAUACAAA